Messenger RNA from Sorghum bicolor (sorghum), 1289 nucleotides. RefSeq names its product sinapine esterase. The transcript has 3 exons. The record is from RefSeq and is a predicted model, not a curated record. NCBI's taxonomy places the organism in Eukaryota, Viridiplantae, Streptophyta, Magnoliopsida, Poales, Poaceae. Gene Ontology annotation, molecular function: hydrolase activity, acting on ester bonds. The coding region runs from base 95 to 1174 and encodes 359 amino acids.
CCUAGAAACUCAUCUACUUUCGCCGCGCCCCCUCCUGCCUAGACUGCACCAUUGUCUGUAAUUGUUAGUGUUCAUCAAGAAUCAAGAAGAAGAGAUGAGGGGUGCCAUCCUCCUCGUUUCCGUUGUCCUCCUGCUCAACUCCCCGGUGGGUUUGUGCGGCUGCUUCAAGCGCAUCUUCAGCUUCGGCGACUCCAUCAUUGACACCGGCAACUUCGCGAGCACAGUCUCUUCGACCCCGAUAAAGGAGCUCCCAUAUGGCAUGACCUACUUCAACCGCCCCACCGGCCGUGUCUCCGACGGCCGUGUCAUAAUCGAUUUCUACGCGCAAGCGCUCGGUCUGCCGCUGGUCCCGCCGAGCAUACCGGAGGAGGGAACUUCGCCGUUCCCCACCGGCGCCAACUUCGCCGUGUUUGCAGCCACAGGGCUGUCGCCGGACUACUACAAGACCAACUACAACUUCACCAUGCCGUCGGCAUCCCACCUGGACCUGCAGCUCCAGUCCUUCAAGACGGUGCUCGCGCGGAUCGCACCGGGAGACGCCACGAAGAGCGUCCUCGGCGAGUCCCUGGUGGUGCUGGGCGAGAUCGGCGGCAACGACUACAACUUCUGGUUCUUCUCGCGCAACUCCCGCGACACGCCGAGCCAGUACAUGCCGGAGGUGGUCGGCCACAUCGGCGCCGCCGUCCAGGAGGUGAUCAACCUCGGCGCCAAGACGGUGCUCGUCCCGGGGAACUUCCCCAUCGGCUGCGUGCCGCAGUACCUGGCCAUGUUCCAGAGCACGACCAGCUCGGACUACGACCAGUACGGCUGCCUCGUCUGGUUCAACGAAUUCUCCAAGAAGCACAACCAGCUGCUGCAGCAGGAGGUCGCCCGGCUCCGGUCGCAGAACCCCGGCGUUCAGAUCAUCUUCGCGGACUACUUCGGCGCCGCCUUGCAGUUCGUCCAGAACCCCCAGAACUACGGUAUCGAUGAUCCUUUGGUCGCGUGCUGCGGCGGCGACGGCCGGUACCACACGAGCAAAGGGUGCGACAAGGAUGCCAAGGUCUGGGGCAACCCGGGCGCGUUCGCGAGCUGGGACGGCAUCCACAUGACGGACAAGGCGUACAGUAUCAUCGCCGAUGGGGUGAUAAAUGGCCCGUUCGCGGACACACCGUUGCUCAAGAUCAACUGCUAAGCUAUUCUCUUAUAGCUUCUCGAUCUCUUUUAUUUGAGGAAAAACCAUACUCAAGUAGCUCCCGAUAGGAUUGGUUAGAAUCUAUUCGGAAUCAAUUACGUCCUAUAUAUGUGUA